CCCCCAACGCGAAACUCACUUUCUACUCAACGCAUAACGCGUGUUCACCGUUUCCACUCUCUCUUUCUCUACCUGUUUUUCUUUGUGCGAAACGUUUCGACGCUGCUCGGGGAACGGUCGGUCGGCGGCAUGACCGUGAAGAAGGAUCGGGUGUCGUUGGCUGCGGAGGCGGUCGAGAGGGUCGUCGAGUUUGAUCAUCAGGGGACUCACCGGGCGAAGCUGGCGGCAGUAGGGGCCAGGAUGGCGGGAGGGGAGGCGGAGACUGACACGGAGAGCGGGGGGUCAUCGACGGAGGAGGGGGAGUCGCCGAGGUCAGUGACCAUGUGGCGGCGGAGGAAGGCCGCGGCGGCGACGGCGACGGCGACGGCGGGGGCACUGCACAGCCAGGUGUUGAAGGUGAUGGAGGAGGACCUUCACCUCGGGGACGACGCCGUCGGCUUCAGUGGGAGGGAGUAUGAUAGCGGAAAAUCGGCAAACGGGAAAAACGACUGCGUUUCGUACCCGUUUCAUCAGAUUCUGAUCCUGUCGAGACCGGGGUUGCCGUGCUCGCCGCUCAGUGGCAAGGGCGGCUCCGCCGUCAAGACCACACACUAAGGGGAAAAAAAAAUCCUUAAGCAGGGGAGGAAGUGCAGCAGCAGCAGAUGGUAGGAUAUGGAGCCAGCAGUGCUGGAAGAUCAGCUAAGCCUUAGCUAAGCUUUAGGCGGAGAUGAUGACUAACUCUUCUUCUUCUUCUUUAGGAUCGAUCUCAGCUUUUGAGGAAUCUUUUCCCUUCCUUGUUCUAGAUGAAGAGAGAUGAAUGUACAGUGAAAAAAUCAAUCCUUGUUGUGUUAUGGAAGUCUAAAAUCUUUCUUCUAAUGUCGAAUCGUCAACCCGGUGAAGGGCCAGUCCUAUUCA
Molecule: messenger RNA, 894 nt
Organism: Punica granatum (pomegranate)
Lineage: Eukaryota; Viridiplantae; Streptophyta; Magnoliopsida; Myrtales; Lythraceae
Source: RefSeq, a predicted model, not a curated record